Saccostrea cuccullata (small rock oyster) is the source of this 660-nucleotide messenger RNA. Its product is annotated as fibrinogen-like protein A. The transcript is spliced from 5 exons. NCBI's taxonomy places the organism in Eukaryota, Metazoa, Mollusca, Bivalvia, Ostreida, Ostreidae. The record is from RefSeq and is a predicted model, not a curated record. The annotation marks the transcript as partial.
AUGAAGCCUGCAAUCCAGUUAAGCUUGUGUGUGGUCCUUAUAUCGGUUUACGGAGAAGGCGAUGAAGUUCCCCCGUCAUUCAAAGCAAAACUUUAUCAACAUCUUAAGAGUUUUCGCUGGUCUUGGAAACUAACUGGAUCCCAGGUUAAGACUGUUCAUCCUGUUUCCUUCAAAGUGAAUGUCGUCUCCACAUAUGAUGUAACGAAAUUAUCCAAGGAUGUAUUUCAAGACGUUCAUAAGUACAAGGAUUGUUCAAUCAUAUUGAAGAAAAAUUCCGGUCGGAAAGGAAAGGAUGGUGUAUAUACAAUUUAUCCGGAUGGAAACCGAAAAAAGAAAGUGUAUUGUGACAUGACAACAAAAGGAGGGGGCUGGACGGCAAUACAAAGAAGACAGGACAAUUCUACAGACUUUUACAGGACGUGGUCAGAAUAUAAACAAGGAUUUGGGGAUCCCUCUAAAAACUGCUGGAUUGGAAAUGACGCAAUCUAUGAGUUGACAAAGAACAAGGACCAGGAACUCCGGGUUGAGCUACAAAGAUUUAAUGGAGACGAAGCAUACGCUCAAUAUUCCACAUUUUAUGUCGGGGACGAAGCCAGUAAAUACGUACUCACUGUGUCAGGGUAUUCAGGAACCGCAGGUAGGUGUACUCAUAACGCUGAU